This is a messenger RNA of Gymnogyps californianus (California condor), 3752 nucleotides long. It is a transcript of the gene DPP6, whose product is annotated as dipeptidyl peptidase like 6. Gene Ontology annotation, molecular function: serine-type peptidase activity; dipeptidyl-peptidase activity. The transcript has 26 exons. The coding region runs from base 1 to 2550 and encodes 849 amino acids. The record is from RefSeq and is a predicted model, not a curated record. Lineage: Eukaryota; Metazoa; Chordata; Aves; Accipitriformes; Cathartidae. Gene Ontology annotation, biological process: proteolysis.
AUGGCUUCACUGUACCAGCGGUUCAGCGGGAAGAUCAACACCUCCCGCUCUUUCCCCGUUCCCCCCGAAGCGAGUCACCUCCUGGGCGCCCAGAGCAGCGAGGAGGACGGCGCUGCCGGCAAGACCUCGCGUCCAUUGCAACAGGAAAGCAGCCGGCCCCGCUUCCAGUACCAGCCGCGAAGUGACUGCGAGGAGGAGGAUGAGCUGGUGGGGAGUAAUCCUCCACAAAGAAACUGGAAAGGAAUUGCAAUUGCCUUACUUGUUAUUCUCGUUAUCUGCUCCCUGAUUGUCACCUCUGUUAUACUCCUGACACCAGUUGAAGAUAACAGCUUGUCUCAGAAGAAGAAGAUAACAGUGGAAGAUCUCUUCAGUGAUGAUUUCAAAAUUCAUGACCCAGAGGCUAAAUGGAUAACUGAUAAUGAAUUCAUUUAUAGAAACCAGAAUGGCACAGUGAUUCUGAGGAAUGUCGAAACUAACAAUUCAACAAUAUUAAUAGAAAACAAAAAAAUUGUCUCCUUAAAGGCUAUUCGAUAUGAAGUAUCACCUGACCGGGAAUAUGCACUUUUUGCUUUUAAUGUUGAACCAGUGUAUCAGCAUUCAUAUACGGCAUAUUAUGUCCUCAGCAAAAUACCUCAUGGGGAUCCCCAGAAUUUGUAUCCCCCUGAGGUCAGCAAUGCAAAGCUUCAGUAUGCUGGUUGGGGUCCAAAAGGGCAACAGCUGAUAUUUAUCUUUGAGAAUAACAUCUAUUACUGUGCCCAUGUGGGGAAACAAGCCAUCCGAGUGGUCUCCACAGGAAAGGAAGGUGUUAUUUUCAAUGGGCUCAGCGACUGGCUGUACGAAGAGGAGAUCUUGAAGACUCAUAUUGCUCAUUGGUGGUCUCCUGAUGGCACCAGGUUAGCAUAUGCAACAAUUAAUGCCUCCAGAGUCCCCACCAUGGAGAUCCCAGUAUACACUGGCAGCCUUUACCCUGCUGUUAAAACGUAUCAUUAUCCAAAGGCUGGAAUGGAAAAUCCAACUAUUUCUUUGCAUGUGAUUGGUCUGAACGGACCUACCCAUGACCUGGAAAUGACUCCCCCAGAUGAUCAGAGAAUGAGGGACUACUACAUAACCAUGGUGAAAUGGGCAACCAGCACCAAGGUGGCAGUAAACUGGCUGAACAGGGCCCAGAACGUGUCUAUCCUGACGCUCUGCGACGCCACCACGGGAGUCUGCACAAAGAAACAUGAAGAUGAAAGUGAAGGCUGGCUGCACAGACAGAAUGAAGAGCCGAUUUUUUCCAAGGACGGUCGGAAGUUUUUCUUUGUCCGAGCCAUUCCCCAGGGAGGACGCGGGAAGUUCUACCACAUCGCCAUGUCGUCAUCACAGCCCAACAGUAGCAGUGACAACUUACAGUCUAUUACAUCUGGUGACUGGGAUGUGACAAAGAUAUUGGCAUACGAUGAAAAGAGGCACAAAAUUUAUUUCCACAGCACAGAAGAUUUGCCAAGGAGGCGACAUUUAUACAGCGCAAGCACAAAUGGAAACUUCAACAGGCGGUGUCUGUCUUGUGAUCUGAUCGAAAACUGCACUUAUUUCAGUGCAGCCUUCAGUCACAAUCUGGAAUACUUCCUACUGACAUGUGAAGGUCCCCGAGUCCCGAUGGUGACUGUUCACAACACAACCGAUGCACAGAAAAUUUUUGAGCUGGAGGUAAAUGAAAAUGUGCAGCUGACUGUAAAUGACAGGCAAAUGCCUAAGGUAGAAUACAUGGAAAUCAAGAUAGAUGAUUACAAAUUGCCAAUGCAGAUCUUAAAGCCAGCAACCUUUUCGGACACCACGCACUACCCCUUGCUUUUGGUUGUAGAUGGGACGCCUGGCAGCCAGAUCGUAACAGAGAGAUUUGAGGUGACAUGGGAAAGCGUCAUGGUCAGCUCUCACAACGCCAUCGUGCUGAAGUUCGACGGCCGUGGGAGUGGCUUCCAAGGCACUAAGCUAUUGCACGAGGUUAAGAGGAGACUGGGCCUUUUGGAAGAGAAGGAUCAGUUGGAAGCUGUCCGGACAAUGCUGAAGGAGCAUUACAUUGAUAAAAUGCGAGUCGGUGUGUUUGGGAAGGAUUACGGCGGCUACCUGAGCACUUACAUGCUUCCAGCCGGUGAAGAGAACCAGGUGUUUGCCUGUGGAGCUGCUCUUUCCCCACUGACAGACUUCAAACUAUAUGCUUCAGCCUUUUCUGAAAGAUACUUGGGCUUGCAUGGGAUUGAUAACAGAGCAUACGAGAUCACCAAAUUAGCACACAGAGUCUCAUUACUGAAGGAACAGACAUUUUUGAUCAUUCAUGCUACCGCUGAUGAAAAAAUCCAUUUUCAGCAUACUGCGGACCUUAUCACACACCUAAUUAGGGCAAAGGCUAAUUACAGCUUGCAGAUUUACCCCGAUGAAAGCCAUUACUUUAGCAAUGCAGCACUGGAGCAGCAUUUGUACAACUCCAUUGUCAACUUCUUUGUGGCGUGUUUCCAAGUUGAGGACAAACUCCCGAUAGCCCCACUGAAAGAGGAGGAGGAUGACGAUUAACCCUACUUGUCCGUGCCAAGCACAAGGCAGAUCUCUCUAACAAUAUGCAACUGGAUCAUUUUCCUGAAGAAAGAGAUGUUACGUUGUUAGCAUGUAUUUAAAGAAAACUGAAAGCAGCUCAUCUGCUUUACUUGACAGCAACUCCUUCCUAAAUGGAAGAACAUUAAGCAUGGUGAACUCAGCAGAAACUGCUGUCUGAAAUGAAUCCAUCACAACCAAUAUCUUCUUUUUCUUUGUUGUUUUUUUCCUUUUUUUUCUUUCUUUUCUUAUUUGCCACAAAGUGACUUCUAUUGUGAAAGUGGUAAGACAUUGAACUUGAAGGAACACCCCAAGAAACCGCUUUGAGGACUGGAAGAUAUAAUGUCUCUUUGCAUUCAAGCCAUCAAGCAGUAGCAGUGAAAUUGGUCAUCCAUAUUAAGGUUACUAUAGUUAGCAUCACACUGUCAGAAAAAAAUCUAACCUAAUACAUGGACAAGAUUAUAGCACAAUUAUUUUAAAGGAUACUGAUUCUUACAUACUUGCCUGCUCUUUCCCAUGUUCAGAAGGUUCAUCAUUGCUACAGGACAUACAAAUUCAAUUGUAUGAAAUAUCGCUAUAGUUACACCGAUCUUUACCUUCCUGUAAUUAUUUCUUUAUUUUGUAUGGCUUUUACUUCUGUUUUCACUGGGUCUCAUGCUUACCUUAUUAGCUUCUCAGCUUGUUCUGAUGGGGAUAGGGAAAAAACAUACACUGAAUUAACCAACUCACUUUAGACCUUAGGGGUCUAAAGAGGCAAAGGGGGUCGAGUUACCCAGACAUAAAAAAUUUGUCAGAAUAAAGCAAAGGAAAACUCACUCUCAUGUUCCCAGCAUAGCCUUUGCCUGCAAGAUUGAGUAUUUUCUUCGGCAGCCUUGAAAAAUAUGCACAUAAAUAAGCUAAACCAGCUUAACAUUGAGAUAUUUUUAUUGUACUAUAGAAAAAUAUGCGACGGUCACGAUUAUACUUUUUCUUCUUUUAGUGUUGGAACAAUUGGUUGGCAGCCUGUUGGGGAGCGGCUAGAUGAGGCUAUGGUAGCAGGAAUUUGUACCAGAUACUUCACAGAUCAUCUCAUAAAGCCAUUUAAACAGAACCAAUGUGCAGAGAUUUAUUGCACAUGCUGUCUGUGGCUUAGCUGUAUUCCAGGUCAACGAUUAGCACAUUCCAAACACGUUUAAGUAUCUCUU